UUAAACACUUAAUAAUCCAAUGGAUGUGAGUGCGAGCUCUUCCGUCGAUCUCGAGGUUUGUUAAAAGAGCUAUCCCACUUAGGGAAAUUGGAUUAGUGUAUAAACUAUCCUUAUCUAAUGUCAACUAAGUUUUAUUCGCGUACGUGCGAGAAAUUUUCGCAAGAUCCGCGUUUGCCUCGUCGAAUAUUUCUCGCCGCGAACCAUCCUCAAAUAUCUUUGCUAUUAUACUUUUCAGAUAAUCUGCAUUUAAAUCGCGAAAAUAUCGCCUUGAGCCACUUUUUCUUCGGUUAAUCGCGAAAUAAAGUAAUCGCGAAGAAAAGUUGGUUUACAGAAUCUAAGUUAGCUUGAAGUGUUUCAUUGUGAAAUGGCAAUUAAAGUAAAACGAUGUAGUUCGUUUGUAAUGUACCUGAAACACGUGCAUAUAAAUCACCAUAAGUGUAUGCCUUGGCAACUUUAUAAAUACAUCAAAGUUACUUCGAUGUAGACUUUUUUCUUCUCAAAUUACUUGAAACCGUAGAAAAAAAUACUCAUUAGAGACACAUGUACAUGUACGAUCAUCAAUAUCAGUUUUUUUCUUCAAAAUAUUAAAAUCUGAGGAAACAAUUGAGCUAAGUUUGUGCACAAAUCAAGUUCAAUAAUUUAAAUUAUUUAAAUUGCCGUGAUAAAAACGAUAAAAUCGGUUUACCGAGGUGCAGAGUGCAAGAAAUGCAAUAUCUACGUGCACUCAAAUUCAAUAAAAUGCUAUUCUGUGUAGAUUGAAAUCCAAUUUCACAAAGGAUUUUAUUACUAGGAUAAUUUAAGUAUCAAUAUUUCGCAAUGACGAAACUGAUUAAUUUCGACUGUGAACAAAGGACGCCAAUUAAAAUCAUAUCGGAGACGAUUAAUUCAAAAUGUUCCAAUUCAACUGUCAUGCAAUAAGGUUUAUCGAUACAGACUUUAAACCUUUUCAGCUUGCAAUUUUUUUGUUGAUCCACGUACAUUAAAAAGAGUCGGGAUAUAAAAUUAACACCAAGACAAUUAGGCGAGAUAUAUCUUAAUCAGGUUUAAAACCCAGUGACCCAGAAAUGCAAAACUUCAAAUUGAUAAAAAAAAAAUAGAUCGAUGGAAUGCCAGUAUAAUCUGGUGCAUGUCAUCCUCGCUCCUUUGUCCACAAGUGUAAAGCCGGUUUCGAUCCAUCUUAUAUCUUAAUUAGGUCAGUGUUUCUAACGAAAGAAGGGGUUUGAUGAGGGAAUAGGAAUACACCCCGAGUCACCAUGAGCAUAAUAGCAAAGCGGCAUUAUUCCCUGGCCGCAAGGCGGUCAUCCAAUCAUGAUAUACUACAAAACAGGCGUCGCUCAUCCGCGUGUGAGGUACAUCUAGCAAUGGAGGAAGUGCGACAGCUUGAUCGUCGCCAUGUUUUCCACGAAAAAGAGAAGGUCAUCAACGAGUCGAGCGAGUCUCGGGUUUCCAUGGAGACUGGCGGUGAUAUACAGACCGGAACUAUGAUGCCGUAUGAACAACUGAUGCAUGCUAUCGCCAUUAAAAGCUUCCCAAACGUAGCCAUUGCUGUACAGGAUAUACUCACGAACCAGGAACCAGUUCUCAACAAACGCAAGCUCGCACUAUAUCUGGAAACCAUCAACACCCAAAAUGUCCCCAUCAUUCGUGAAGUCAUGUCUGCUAUAAGACCUUGUGCUUUAUUUCCAAAACAUUACAAGUAUACACUCAUGAUGAAAGCUGUUGCAACCAGGGAUUCGGAUAUCGUCGACGCUGUCUGCAAACAGAUGCUUCCAAGAUGCAAGUUAUCAAAAGAGGACACGGUUCGACUUCUGAGAGAAGUGUUAGGCAUGGAUGAUAUACGUCCCAUGACAUCUAUAUGUGGGUCUUUGAAAAACCAAAGAGCCGUGGAAAGAGACCAUGCCUACUGUCUUCUUCUUCAAGCUGUAAAAUCUGGAAGUCCUACACGGGUGAUUUAUAUCCUUCGUGUGAUAAGACCAAAGAAGGCCUUAACCUUGCAACAGAGUUCCACCCUCAUGAUAUCCUCAAUAGAGUCGGGUAAUUUGGAAACAGUUCAUAUUAUACUUAAGUUACGCAAGAAAUAUCCCACCAAAAUGAUUGAAAAGUGUCUUUACCGAGCUUUGACAUCCAGUGCAGAUAUUUUCUUGCAUCUGAUACACGAAAUAAAACCACGAAUUUCCAAUCUUGCGUUAGACGAACUUUUAAACAAAACGUACAUCAUUAACGGAAACCGAGAAGCGACCUGUCACAUUCUAAGACACUACCCAACCCCGUCAGAUGUUGCAAGUAAAUUUCUCAAAGUCUUCAUGCGAGACAAUGACACAGUUUUGGUCCCUGUCAUAUUGACCCACGUCGCCAAUCUGACCAAUGAGGAGGUCCAGUGUAUCUGUCGAUUGUCCUUGGACACCUGCUCAAACUUGUUCAUAUUCUUCACCGGGACUCACAGCUGUCCCGGAGAAGCAGUUACAGAACUCUUUGCCGACCACUUUCAACAAGCAAAUAUCGAGAAUGGAAAUAGAGCUAUGUUCCAAACAGAAACCUUGCCCGACACCAUCGUUCACUUAAUUCGAUCAUUACAGUAUUCAGAAUCAAAAAUCAUGAAGAGCCUUCUCCUGCAUUUUGCAAAAUCAGACAAUGUACCUGCCCUGCGAUUAUUCUGUAAUUCUUUCAUGAGGACUGAUAAGGAUAAACACAUUUUCCAUGUAAUUGACACUCUCCUGUCUAUAUCUUCAGACACUGAAGGUAUUGAGUGUUUGUUGAGUUCCAUUCGAUCUCCCUCACCCAAAUUGCUCACCAAACUUGACGCCAUUGUUAACAAAAGUAAAGUUGACCCAAACCUAAUUGAGAUGGUCCAACAUUACAGACAAAAAUUAAAACAUGUUGAAACAGAACUUUAAAAAAAUCUCUGUUUUGCAUCCUACAGUUUUUGUUCUUCUUGUUAAAAUGCAUGUAUUUCAGUAAUUUCAGUCAAGUCAUUUGUUUAUGCGACAGGUAGACUUUUAGGACCACUCAAAAUGAGUAAGAAGGUACAUAUAUUGUUGAUUUGAUUUUCCUCACGUUUUUUUUUAAAACACCGAUUGAAACAAUAAAAUCAGUUUGGUUUUUGCCCAUGUUUCUCUGUAAU
Molecule: messenger RNA, 3121 nt
Organism: Magallana angulata
Lineage: Eukaryota; Metazoa; Mollusca; Bivalvia; Ostreida; Ostreidae
Exons: 3
Coding region: 1254-2894 (546 amino acids)
Source: RefSeq, a predicted model, not a curated record